Molecule: messenger RNA, 4767 nt
Organism: Cadophora gregata
Lineage: Eukaryota; Fungi; Ascomycota; Leotiomycetes; Helotiales; Ploettnerulaceae
Gene: SKI3
Product: Superkiller protein 3
Exons: 1
Coding region: 735-4511 (1258 amino acids)
Cellular component (GO): Ski complex
Molecular function (GO): protein binding
Source: RefSeq, a predicted model, not a curated record
GACAAGGCUGUGGAAGUGGCAUGGCGGCACUGAGUGGCAUAACAGUGGACUGCAUCAGCAAUCAACUUCUUGAACCCACGACGCGAUUGAACAGGCUCAGAACUCGCCAUUGCUGUCGUUCACAGUCAACUAUGCUAGUCUUGGAGGCAGCUCAUCGAACAUGUCAGGACCAAAGGCAGCGCUGAAAGCUAUUGCUGGAGCUGUAAAAGCACAAAAAUAUGAUGAUGCGGCGAGUGAAGCUCAGAAGCUGCUUGCAUCCGACCCAAAGAACUACCAGGCGUAUGUCUAUUUACACUACCAAAUUUAAAUACAGAAUAUGGCCCGGAUUUGCCCUCGCAGAACAGCCCUGCUAACCUCCUUGCAGGUCCAUUUUCUUGGGAUUUGCUUAUGGCAAACUAAACAAACUCGCAGAUGCAGAGAAAGCCUAUGAUGUGGCCUCCCAGAUCAAGGAAACCGAACCACAGGCCUGGCAGGGGCUUAUACAACUAUAUGAGAAGGGUGGCGGAGAGAAGAUAACAGCAUACCAAAAGGCAGCGUUGAGACUGGCCGAAAUAUAUCGUGAUGCGGACGACAAGUAUAAGUGUCAAGAUGUGGUGGACAAGUUUCUUGCCUUUGCGAAAAUUCAAGGCACACGACUGCAGCAGAAGAAAGCACAAGAAAUAGUCCUGCCCACAAGCCCAAUAUAUGAUUAUCUCGAAGGUAGAGUUCCUCACCCGGCCCACACAUACCAAAUAAUGGCCCAGAUCACCGAGUUUGAGGAGAAAGAACGUAUAAACAAGGAGAUCGGUGAGCGAAGAACCAGACUUGGUGCGAAAAUUGGACAAGUCACCACUAAAGUCAAGCGAGAAGUGCUCAGAGAUAGCGACUUAGAAGAAUUGUAUGGCCAGGUCAUCGACUGGAGUAAUGACGAUGAGAUAAGACGACAGUACGAAGAAAAGCUUGUCCAGAGAUGUGUCGAGGCAUUAAGUGUUCUUCCUUCUGGUCCAGACAAGAUCGAGAAACGUAAGAAGGCAAUGAAGCUAGCAAAUGAUAUGGUCAUCAUUAAGCACCCUUUCAAAAUGGCUUGGGAUAUCGCAAUCGAGUGGAAAGACGCAGAGAACAUUCGAGACCUGGACGUCAAUGUCUUGCGUGAAUACUAUACGUUCUUCCCAACUGCGGGACUUGGGCAAGUCUUGCGAGGCUUUAUGAGCAGCGAGAUCUCACCAUUUGCUCCGCCACCGCCAGUGCAGAAGAUGGAAACCGCUGAGUCCGAUGAAAGUGAAGACGACGAUGACGAUGGUGGAGGUGUUGCAUUGGAUGGAUUUCUGACUGGCGAGGAUCGCCUACUGUUGAUGACUGAUGGAAUUUCGGAUGCGGGAAAAUCAAUCCUCGCGCAUAGACUCAUGGGAGAAUACUACCAAUUCUUGGAAGAAUACGAAAGUGUUGUUGAGCUCAUGCGAAAUGGCCGACGACUGAUUACCGAAGAGUCUAACAGGACAGGACUUAAGUUCGAUCACUCGUCAGAUGCUAUUACUGCUCUUUUGGGCACGGCUCUAGUCUUCUAUCAGUCUCCUAAGAACCAUCCAGAGGCGAAAAGUUUGUUCGACGGACUUCUAGAGCGAAAUCCGACGUCGACUCCAGCUUUGAUUGGUGUAGGUCUCAUCUACGAGGAAGAGGAAGACUAUCCAGCAGCAAUUGACUUUCUGGGACGAGCGCUUGAACGGGAUCCUAGAAAUAUUCGCGUCAAGACUGAAGCUGCCUGGGUCAAAGCUCUCAAUGGCGAUUAUGAGGCGGGUAGAGACGAGUUGGAGGCCUGUCUUGCACAGAUAAACGGGAAAGACCCUCGCAAUCGAGAGUUACUUGCUCAGACACAAUAUCGAAUUGGCAUGUGUAUCUGGAACACCGACAGCACGAAAGCAGCGCGGAAGGAUAGGAAUGGUGCUUAUUCAUAUUUCUUAUCUGCUCUUAAAAGCAAUCUAAACUUCGCGCCAGCGUACACCAGCCUAGGUAUCUUUUAUGCGGAUUACCUCAGAGACAAGAAGAGGGCUCGGAAGUGUUUCCAGAAAGCAUUUGAACUCUCACCGUCAGAAGUCGAAGCUGCCGAGCGACUCGCUAAGAUUUUUGCUGAACAGAGAGAAUGGGAACUUGUCGAAGUUGUGGCACAACGCGUGGUAGAUUCUGGGAGGGUUCAGCCAUCACCUGGUUCAAAAAAGAAGGGCAUCAGUUGGCCUUUCGCUGCACUGGGAGUCGCAGAGCUAAAUAAACAAGACUAUGCAAAGAGUAUUGUCUCGUUCCAGUCGGCUCUCAGAAUUACACCUACUGAUUAUCAUUCCUGGGUUGGCCUUGGGGAGAGCUACCACAACUCGGGUAGAUACAUCGCUGCUACGAAGGCCUUCCAGCAUGCCGAGCAAUUUGAGCACGAGGUCGAGCAACAGAAAUCUGGAGAGACUUGGUUCGCCAAACAUAUGCUUGCGAAUGUUAAACGCGAACUAGGCGACUACGAUGAUGCCAUUGAAGGGUAUAAGGCGGUACUCCAAGACAGGCCCCCCGAAUUUGGAGUUUCCAUUGCCUUGAUUCAAGCGCUGGUGGAGAGUGCAUGGGAUGGUAUCGAGAAAGGCCUAUUCGGUUAUGCAGCUGAGAGAGCAUCUCAGACGAUUCAUGCAGCUCUUGCAUUGGCACCCAGCAGACCUGAUGCUUUCAAUCUUUGGAGGGCCGUUGGGGAUGCUUGCUCGGUGUUCUCAUGGAUUCAGAGCCGCAUUUCCGAUUUUCCGCACGCCAAAAUAAAGGAACUCCUACAGUUGGGUGAUGAAAAGGAUGCAUAUGCACUGUUUGCAGAUAUCGAUGGAGUCGGAGUCGAUGUUGUCUUCGCCGACGGUUUGUAUUCUGCUGACGAGGCCGAUGGGCUUAACUUGACGCGCUGUUUACAUGCUUCUGUGCUUGCUCAGAAGCGGGCUAUCCAUGCAUCAGCCCACGAUAUUCACGCUCAAGCUGUCGCAUACUAUAACCUGGGCUGGGCAGAACACCGGGCUCACGUCUGUUUGUGUGCAGGCAUGAAGAAGCGCAGUACGAGAUAUCUGAAGGCAGCUGUUAGGUGUUUCAAAAGAUCUAUUGAACUUGAAGCUGGCAAUGCCGAAUUUUGGAACGCUCUUGGUGUUGUGACCAGCGAGCUGAACCCCAAGGUUGCCCAACAUUCGUUUGUUCGGAGUUUGUUCCUCAACGAGAGAAGCUCUCAAGCAUGGACGAACUUGGGUACCCUGUACCUUUUGCAAAGCGACUACAUGCUGGCCAAUGAGGCUUUCACUCGUGCUCAAUCCAGCGAUCCAGAUUUCGCGCAUGCCUGGAUCGGCCAAGGUCUACUAGCAUUGUUGAUGACAGGCGAUACCAAGGAAGCAAACCUUCUUUUUACCCACGCCAUGGAGAUUUCUGAAUCAUCCUCACUUAUUACGAAGAAGCAAUACUCGCAGUCGACUUUCGAUCAGUUACUAGCAUCAAAAUCACCCGCGAGUGUCACUGAUCUCGUGCAACCACUGUUUGCGCUCAAGCAACUUCAGUCUAUGGAUUCUAGCGAUAUCAUGUACCAGCACCUGUCGAGUCUGUUCCUAGAGCGUAUCGAUAACGUUCCAGCAGCGCUGGAAACCCUCUCCAAGAUUUGUGCCACUGUCGAAGCAGACUAUGAAGUGACCGAGUCUCCGGCAUCUCUUUCUCGGUUCGCACUUGCGAAAGCAGACCUAGCUCGAUCCCAACUAUCCGCGGGACUAUACGACGAAGCCAUCGAGAACGGUGAAACGGCCUUGCAGCUCAGCGUAGAAGAUACAGGCCACGAACUGACAGCUGAGUCUCGCCAGAGGUGUAGAUUAUCUGCACAUCUCACAGUCGGUCUCGCGCAAUACUAUUCCGAAGAUCACGAAGCUGCUCUACAGUACUUCAUUCCUGCCCUCGAAGAGUCAAACGAUAAUCCAGACGCCGUUUGCCUCCUUGCACAGGUCCUCUGGGCCAAAGGCGAUGAAGAUUCCCGCGAGAAAGCCCGUGACCACCUCUUCAGCUGCGUCGAGAAGGACCCCGAACACGUUCAAUCCGUCCUCUUACUCGGUAUCAUCGCCCUCCUCGAUAAUGACAGCGACAGUCUGGAAGCCGUGACAGCCACUCUCCAAGAUCUGCGCACCACGUACACUAUCAGCGACCUCGAACAAGCACGAGUCAGCGAGGUCCUCCGGGCCAUUGCUGCUUUGUCUGGCGAGGACCCGGAUCGACAGGUUCUGGCUGAGAUCCAGACUGAUAUCUUCCUCCACCCGAACCAACCACAUGGCUGGAAUCGGAUGGCGGAGGUGGAGGCUGAUGAUUAUACAGCCGAGAUGGCUGUCAAGACUGCUCUGAAAGCUAUCCCACCAAGCGGCGAACUCGAUGCGGAGGAUUUGGCGAAGGCGUUUGCUGGCACAGGAAAGAUAGCCGGAGCUCAGCAAGCUGCUAUGAUUUCGCCUUGGAGCGGGUAUGGAUGGGACGCUUUAGGGGAGGCUUUGUCUGGGAAACACUGAUGAUUUACAUGAAUUAUGAUGUCGAUGUUUAUCUAGAAGGAUAGAUGCCUGAUGUCAAAAAGAAGACAAGUAACGAAAUGAAAAAUAGACAGUAUUCAGAUCUCUUUGAAUCUGGAGUCUUGUUCAUAAAACUCCGUUCACUUCUCUCAAUAUGAGACUCAAGUGACCGGCAACCUUAGAACGUCGCCACGUGCACUUCCUGAAGAGAAUCAAGUCGUGAUGAAAGUCACCAUACAUUGCAGCCAGUGACGCGGGG